ACAGUAGGAACGAGGUUGUGUUUGUAGCUUUGCACAAAGUUUUUUAUCGUAUAAAACCUUGUGCAUAUUGCUUAUAUAAUCCACUGAAAUGUAGGCCCCCGAGCUCUUAAGAAGAACAAAAAAGAUUUUAUUUUUAGGAUGACGCCUGACCUUCAUUUAUCAUUGUGCACGCUUAAAACAUCCGCUGUUACUGUGACCUGCUCUGGAUGAUUGUCAACACAAGAGUCACAUUUCAUACACGUCUUGGCGAGUAUCUUUACACCGCACCACAAGGAGCGCUGCAUUAUCGUGCGACGCCAGUGUUUUGUCAUGGCCGAGAAACAAGAACACUCAUUUGCUCGUAAUUUCCACAGCUGUUCAUCUAAGCUUGUUUGUCCAGUGUCGUUAGUGUCUUUAUUGAUCUGUACCACUGCAUUGGUGCGCGUUGAGAUUAUAAACCAGCGAGUUCAUGAUGUUGAAGAUCUUGUGGCGCAGGCACGGCAGAAUCAGAACGUGAUCAAAGUUUUCACCGAUGCAGCAAGCUCCAAACGCUCUGAAAGAGUCGAGUCAGUUGAAAAGUUUGAUCAAGAGAUUACUAAAGACGGGAGAGAUGAGACAGAAGCUCAUAUCGGAAGAACCCGCCGGUUUUCAUCUGAAGCUGGCACAAAACCAGACGAGCUUACUAUGGAGUCGGUCAGAAGUGAGAUAAACAAGACAUUAAACUCUCUGACGUCACGAUCAUUCUGUUCACCCAAACAACAAAUUUGCGUGCAAGGACCGCCGGGAAUGCAGGGUCCUAAAGGAUCACGUGGUAGAAGAGGACCGCGUGGAACGCCUGUGAAAACUUCUGCGAAGAACCCUGAUCAGAUAUCGUCGCUGGAAGUCACGGAUCAAGAGACUGCACCAUGGCGGCUUCAUUAA
Molecule: messenger RNA, 900 nt
Organism: Orbicella faveolata
Lineage: Eukaryota; Metazoa; Cnidaria; Anthozoa; Scleractinia; Merulinidae
Source: RefSeq, a predicted model, not a curated record